Molecule: messenger RNA, 6102 nt
Organism: Harpia harpyja (harpy eagle)
Lineage: Eukaryota; Metazoa; Chordata; Aves; Accipitriformes; Accipitridae
Gene: PRR35
Product: proline rich 35
Exons: 3
Coding region: 654-3206 (850 amino acids)
Source: RefSeq, a predicted model, not a curated record
AGCCUGGCAGCACCGGGGGCAUUACUGGGGAAAGAUAAAUAUUCUGCACUCAGAGAGCUGUAGAUGGACGGCGGCAUUUAGAAGCGAAGCCGUAGCCCCUCACCUGCUCGGCGGUGAGGCAGGCGCAGGAUCAAGGCAAAGGCGCCUUCACAUCUCGCUGGCCUUGAACAGCAGAUGAAAGGGGGCCACUGGGAGCCAGGGAUAACAAAAGGAGAGCGGGGAAAGUUCGGGUCAGGCAGGGAUUUCUGGCUGGUGGGUUUUCCACUGAGAAAUUCUCUCUGCCUCUUUCAUGAUGAUGAAGAUCCUUUUAAUUUUUUUCUUCCCCCUUUCUCCUCUCCUUCUUCUUUUCCCCUUUCGCCAGGCUGAUAGCUGGGAGCCGCGGAGCAUGUGAUGCAUCUUCCAUAUAGGGGCAGGAGCAAAGCAAGACCAACUGAUGGACGCCCUAGGGCCAGACUUGCAGACAAUAUAUAACCUACUGCAUGAUCUAAAACGCUUCCCACUUUCACAGAGUGAACAUCAGGCAGAGCGGAGCCGCAGCGAGGGAAGAGGAGUCCUGCGUGCAGGGCACACAGCGGUUCCCAGGGAGGUGUGGGAAGAUUCACGUGCUGUGCCCCUCUGUUCCCACAAGGAGCCAUCUCCAGGCACCUGCCACCAUGUCCAAGGACGACGUGGGCUGCAAGCUGACCUCGGUCUACAAGCACAAGGAGAGGAAGCCAAAAAAGCCUCACUACAUCCCAAGGCCAUGGGGCAAGCCAUACAACUACAAAUGUUUCCAGUGCCCCUUCACCUGCAUGGAAAAGUCCCACCUCUACAACCACAUGAAGUACAGCCUGUGCAAGAACUCCCUCUCCCUCCUCAUCGAGUCCGACUGGCCCUACAAGAAGGGCAAUCUGCUCCACCCGGAGCUGCGACUCCUGCAUGCAACGGAGACCUCCCGCCUGCGCGGGCGGCGGGAUGAGCAGGAGACCUGCGACUCCUCGGCCAUGUCGGGAGGGUCAGUUAGGAUCAAGCAGACCUCCAUCAGGGACAGCCAUGAGGACAAGCCGAUGUCAGGGGUGGAGAUUCUGCCUGCUGAAGGGGCCGGUGAAGAAGGUGGCCCGUUCCAAGAGGAGGAGGAGGAUGUUGCUGGCCUGUUGAGGGAGAUGGAUGCGGGGGAGAAGAAAGAGAAAAAUGAAGAGGCAGGUUGCCAAGGUGACCCAGCUGAACCAGAAGUGAACACUUUGGUCUUUGGUUUCAAGAACAAGAGGGAAAAGCCUUGCAAGGAGGUAGAGCCCGACUUCAUCAUCACAGACGUCUUCUCCCUCAAGAACCACGUCAUGAAAAGCAGGGAAAUGGCCUCCCCAGACCUAGAUGCUAAGCCAAAGCAUUGCAAAGUGCCAAAGAAAUGCCUGGCCAGCAGCGGGAUCCUCAUGGAGCAGUGGAAGCUGGUGGCAAAUGGGCAAAGGAGGAACACAUCUGAGGUCUCCCCACCUUGUACUGACAGCAACAUCAUCCCGUGCUACCCCCCUCCAGCCUACAGUGACUACCACGAACCUCAGGGCCUCAACCUCUCACUGCUGGGUAUUAAUUACCCAUUAAACCCCAGUGUCUUCUCCUACCUGAGCCCCACCAUGGCCAACAGCGCUACAACUCACCCGCACUUGGCUCAGCUGCCCUUCCUGGCCUCCACAGCCCAGCUGAUGCAUCCACAUGCCUCCCACUUCCAGCCUCUGCAGAGCCCUGAGCGCUCAGCCUUCCUUCCCCGCUUCUACUACCCCUUGCUUUUCGAGCACACCUUCAGCUCCACUGAAAGCAAGAUGUCCUCCAGUAAGCCAGAAGCCCAGCAGCUGGUGGGCUCUGUCAUGCCCACACCGCCCCAAGCCAAACCUCCCAGUGAGCCAACCAAACCAGGGCUGCUGAAGGUACCAGUUCUGAAGACAAGUUUUCCUUGGUCCAAAGGUGUCAGAGAGGAGCCAGCCUCCGAGCUCAGCCACCCUGCCAUGCUGGGGCAGGAAGAAGAGGAGAAAUGGCUGUCCCAAGAGGAGAGCAACCCAGCUUUGGGCCUCAACAACCUACGCAAAAAGCCAGUCACUGACAUCUACCAAAACAUGGUGGGGAUGAAGGAUGGCGCUUUUGCCCCCAGCAGCAUCCGGAAGACAGAGUUACCGGUGGUGACCUCUCUGGAGACCAGCAGCCCUCAGGGCAGCUCUCUGAAGAGGAAGUUCACUGCCAAUGGUCUGGACUUGAUAGGACCCGAAAGACUGAUGCCUGGAAAACUCAGCUACCAGAGCAGUGGUUCAAGGGCCAACCCUGGCCACAUCCCCAAGGCCCUGGACCACUGGCACACGGAGGUCCUCACAGGCCAGCCUGAGGAACCGGAGAGGGGCAAUGACACUGAAGUUCUUCCCUCUGUGGGUGCUGGCCUAGACCAUGGUCUCUGCAAGCAGAGCAGACCCCAAGAGACUUUUGCCGCCAUGAUGGACUCUGAGGCCACAACCGUGCUUAUUGGGGACCUGUCCAAAACCUUAGAAGAGUACCAAGAGGUGGAGAAGCAACUGUCUGAUCUGGCAAAGGAGGACACCCCUGGGCAAAAAGAGCUGAGGGACCAGCUGGUCAAAAUCCGAAGGGAGCUCUACCACAUCCACCAGGCACUGGAGAAAGCCACCAAACCCCAUGAGGGGCCUCUGGACCUCUCGGUGAAGAGAUCCUCUGAAGGUCUGGAGAAGGUCCAGCAGGCCAAGAAGGAGCCCUGCAACAUGAACCUGGGAAGUGAGAAGCUCCAUGGCAAAGACCAAGGGGCCCUCAACAAAUGUACGGCCACCGGGGAGGUGGGAGAUGGGGAGGGGCUGCCAAACUGCCUCCUUGAGGCCGAGAACAAAACCAUCGACCUGCUGAUCAAGAUGAGCCGCUCCGAGAGCCUCCGGGCAUCCUCCUCCGAGGCCCACCUGGGCACUGUGAUCAAGGCUGAGGUCCUGCCGCUCACCAUGCCCCUGGAGCUCCGGCACGUGAUGGAGCCCUACUACAGCCGUACCACCAAGUGCGAGGCAGACUCCAGUGUCCUGCUCUGCUCCGAUGGCAGGUCCAGCACCACCCAGGGCCCUCAGCUCCCAGUCACCACUGAGGAUGGGCCCCUGGGCUGCCGGGCCAUGCAGCGCUCCCUCUCCUGCAGCCUUCCCAGCGAGACAGAUGCAGUGUGUGUCCACAGCCCUCUGCAUGCCGACCCCUAAGUCCACCUUGCUCGAAAGCUCCUGGAUCUCACUGACCACCUCAUGCGUCACCUUCCUAGUGUCCCACCUCUCCGCUCUCCCUCUUCCCCAUGGAUGAAAGCUUAACGACUGCCUGGCUGGGGCCACGUUGAGUGGGGUCCCAGCUAGCUCCCCCAGCUGACUCCACAAGGUGUAAAAAACCAGUCCCUGUCCUACCCCAGUGUCAAGGACGGUGCUUCUGGGCUCUGCAUGCUCCACAGCCUCAGCUCCCUGGUCCUGGAGCUCCCUUCGAAAGGGAAGUCACUGGCAGGUAAAAAAAGAAAACUGCUGAAAGCACCAAGCUUUCGGUAAAAGGCUAAUCCAGCUGUCUCAUCAGAGACACUCAGGGACUUUUGCAACCCAGCUCCCAUGAUCUGUGGACAGGGAAGGAACCACAGACAGGGUAUCUGCAAGGCCAAGCUUUGGUCCAGCCAUGGUUGUUCUCAGACUGUGGCUGUCACCUUGUACGGAGUAAAGACAUGGUGGCUUCGCCCCAUGGUGGCUUGAGAGUCACAGCAGGGAUGCCCAGCUGGACUGACCCAGAGGCCAAGUACUUUCUGCACUGUGGAGACAAGAACAUCUUCCCAGCCACAAUGACAAAACAACAUGGGAGCCACCUUGCCACAGCUCCACACCUGGGUCAUGAGCUCUCCUGCCAAGGGCAUUUGCCACGUGUGGGGACUGCUGGGCUGUGGGGACUUGUUCCUGCCCACCGGUUCUCCAGUGUCCAGCUCCUUCUUUUGCCUUUACACAGAAAGGACUUUCCCUCCCUCUGCUCCAAUGGCCUCUCCCCAUGCAGACAUGAUGCACAUUCCUCAUGAAGGCAGAGUACAGCUCCCAUGAGCUCCUGCUCACUAGUCCUAAUCCCCCAAAUGAUGACACUUGGGACAGCAAAAUGGGUGAGACGAUGCUGCCACGUACCCCACUGCUCGAGAAGCAAAGACCCUAAAAACAACUGUGAAGGGACAAGCUUGACCUAUCCCAAGCUGGAAUGAUGCUGAGCGGUCACCCCUCAGCCAGAGCACCAGAGAGCUACCCAUCCGGGCAGGUGCCUGCUGCCUGUGGGAUGAGUGCUGGCCUUCCCAAAAGGCCACCUUCUCCCCGUGCUCACCGGGGGCUCUUGCCUCUGUUGGGCAGGCUGGUACCCACGGCAGGGCAGUCACACCUCCCUGUCCCCUGCCACCCUGCUGAGCAGCAUCUGCUCCGGCUCAGGAUGUCCCCAUGCUUGGGCCAGGAUUUCUUGGACUCCCUCCCACUGUGGCAGGUAUAAUGUGCUCUCCUUAGCCUGGAAAAGCCAGGUACCCUUUCCUCUCCCAUCCACACUCCCUGUUCAAGAGGUGGUGGGGUGUCCUGUUAGCACCCAGGGCCUUCACUGACUUGACCUGGUGGCUUGUUCUUUGCAAUGAGAAGAGCUGGGAUGCAGGGCAGAAGGGCAGGACAAAGAGGACAGCAAGCAAAGCCACAAAUAAGGACCUACACAGCAAGGAGACUUUAGAAGCUGGCUCUUCUCUGGGCACAAAGUGGACAAUCCUAAUGCAGGUGGCUGAAGAAGGCAAGCCCGUGCAUAGGACCUGGGACUCCCAAGUACUUUAAUGGACCCAGACAACAGGAAGAGUUGACUCUUCUCACCUGAUUGCUCUCUGGACAAAGCUUCCACCUCAUCAAAGUGGUUUAUUUCUCACUCAAGGACUUUGCUUAGGGCACACAGGCCUGUUGAGUUAUUGGUCUCUUCUCUCUCUCGAAAAGUAUGGGGCGGUGAGCGGCAGUCAAAAGGACAGAUGCUCAGCUCAGCACCAUGGCCAUUUUGAGCCAGGUCCAGAUCUUCCUGAUGGGCCAUGUCCUGCUGCUUCCCAGCGUGGCCCUGGCCCCACAAGGCCCAAGUGAAGGUCAUGACAUGCCACCAGAACAGACCUGAGUUUGGGUGCAGGAUCCUUGACCCCAGAGGAGGUGGCAUUGGGCCUUCCUUUCUGGGUUUGAAUAGUGCUGUCAUCUUUGGAUGCUGUAACACUAUCAGCACAGCAGCCGCCUCCAUACCAAGCACCUUGCUCACACUACCCACUGCCAACAGCCUGCCAGUCUCUCUCCAGCCUCUUCUGCCACCCUGUGCCCCUCUGUCACCCUGUGCCCCUCUGUCACCCGCCCCUUCCCAGCUCCCUCUUCACACAGUCCUGGCAGCUGCUGUUCCCCAUGCCAGCACCUCCCUGUUCCUGUCUCUCAGGGCUCCCUACUCUCCCCCACACCAGCUUCUCUGUGCAUCUUUCAUGCCAGGACCCUCAUCCAGCGCACAGCAGGGCACCCACAGGCACAGCCAAGAAGUUGGAGCCCCAUUUUCCCAUGACAUCCUUCCCUGCCCACCCAGCCUUUACCUCCUCUGAGGAACAACAAGACGUGUAGGUCCCUCCGCCCAUCCGGGAGCCCCAUCUCCUCCCAGCCCCAAGGAUCGCACUGUUUUUCUUAGCAGAUCCCCAUCUGAAAUUGGGCACCUUGGAGGUCCAAGACAACAGAGGGGUAGCUGAGCUCUGUGACCAGCAGCCCUGGGCUUCAGCAGAAGGUCUGUGCCCAGACCACCAGGCAGUGCUGCCUUUCACCCCUUUUUAGCUGAGAUAUUGCCUGCACACAAGUCACCUCUCCCUCCCCAGCCCCUGACUCCAUCCUGCCACCCUGAGCUGGGAUGCUGCCCUGCUCCGUGAUGCCCACGCUGUGAGCUGGGCACACCUCCUGCGAGUGGAGCCGUUGCCAGCAGCCCUCGCCACGUUGCUCAUGGUCUCCCUCGCCUCUGCAGAAAGCCGGGGGGGCAAGUGGGAGGAGGAGGCCGAUCACACAGUAUUUAUUGUUCACAGUUUUACGAAUGUACAAAACAAAAACCAAACCAUUAAAG